Lottia gigantea (owl limpet) is the source of this 2176-nucleotide messenger RNA. RefSeq lists its product as hypothetical. The record is from RefSeq and is a predicted model, not a curated record. NCBI's taxonomy places the organism in Eukaryota, Metazoa, Mollusca, Gastropoda, Lottiidae. The annotation marks the transcript as partial. The transcript is spliced from 21 exons. Gene Ontology annotation, cellular component: cytosol; membrane; intracellular membrane-bounded organelle. Gene Ontology annotation, molecular function: sterol binding.
GCAAGCAUUAGAGGGCCAGUUAUUUAAGUAUACUAAUGUCAUGAAAGGAUGGCAAUAUCGAUGGUUUGUUUUAGACCCAGAUUCUGGUUUCUUGGAAUAUUUUGAGAAAGAAGAACACAAGAAACAACGGCCUAGGGGAGCUAUUCAUUUGGCUGCGUCUGUUAUUUCACCAUCAGAUGAAGAUUCUCAAACUUUUACUGUCAAUGCUGCCAAUGGAGAUGUUUAUAGACUGAGAGCAUCAGAUGCUAGGGAAAGACAACAAUGGAUUGAUAGACUUCGCUCUACAUCAGAAUAUCAUACAGCUACCAUAGCACAGCAUUCUGUAGUGCCUACUGGAACACCUGUAUUAGAAGGUACCCCAACAACUAUUAGACCUCAUACUAGUUCUAAUGAGAACCUACAUCAUACCCCAGUCGUUGUUAGCUCGGAUAUAAAGGGUUUCGAUAUCAGAAUAGGUAGCAACAAUAUACGAGCAGCAUUGACAGUGACAAGAGCAAACGAAGCAUUGCUCGCGGGUCAGAUUUCCCUCAAAUUUAACAUGAUUCCACGGGCCGCACGAAAUCAUCCCACUAGGUCCCAUAGAAAAACCAGUAAUAUAGAUCAAUCAGUUUCCCCUGAUACCUUAUUAGAAGCUAAGGAAUAUUUAAUAGAAGUAGAAGAUUAUUCUAGAAGUUUAGAUACAAGAAUUGAGGAUUUACCGAAAUCUGGUGAAUAUUUAACAAGUUUGGAUAAGAACCUGUUGCUAUUGAAAGCAACAUCCAUAGCAACUAUGCAAUGUUUACAUCAGUGUCUUCAAAUCCUUCAAGCUAAACAGGCAUCUACAAAUCAUCAUCACCAUAUACCUCCUACUGCCAUGAUUACACCUCCUAAACAAAGAACAUUUUCAGCCUUACGAAGAACAAGUAGUAUACAUAGUACUCACUCUACAGUAGAAAGUUAUUCAUCUAUAACUUCAGCUCCUUUACAUAGUCCAGAACCAAAACAAGACAAUGUGAUACCAGCAAUAGAACAAAUUAACCAUGAAGAUGAAGUCGAAGAUGAAACAGAGUAUACUGAUUCUGAAUUAAAUGGUGUUGAGGAACAUAAAUCUAUUAUUUUACAUUUAUUAUCACAACUCAAACUAGGCAUGGAUCUCACUAAGGUAGUUUUACCAACAUUUAUAUUAGAAAGAAGAUCUUUAUUAGAAAUGUUUGCUGAUUGUAUGGCACAUCCUGAUAUGUUUUUAAAAAUACCUGAGAAAAGUGAUGCUGAAUCUAGAAUGUUAGCUGUAUUAGAAUGGUAUUUAACAUCAUUUCAUGCUGGUCGACAGGGAUCAGUGGCUAAGAAACCCUACAACCCAAUCAUUGGAGAAACAUUUCACUGUUCAUGGGAAAUACCAGUAGAGAAAACUGAGGAAGAUGCUGAUGAGGUUACUGAUGAUUCAACAGCUAAAUCAACAGAGAGAUUAAUAUAUAGUGCUGAACAAGUCUCACAUCAUCCACCAGUGUCUGCAUUCUAUUUUGAAUGUCCUAGUCGUAAGAUAUGUAUGAAUGCUUCUAUCUGGACUAAAUCUAAAUUUAUGGGAAUGUCAAUUGGUGUGGUCAUGGUUGGCAAAGUGAGGUUACAUCUAUUAGAAUAUGAUGAAGAAUAUAUAUUUAGUUUACCUAGUGCCUAUGCUAGAUCUAUAUUAACUGUACCUUGGGUUGAAAUGGGUGAUAAAAUAACUGUAACAUGUCCACAAAGCAAUGUCACAUCUUCAGUAGUCUUUCAUACAAAGCCUUUCUAUGGUGGUAAAUUACACCGUGUAUCAGCUGAAGUUAAGAAUGGUAAUACAGGAGAUAUUGUGUGUAAAGUACAAGGAGAAUGGAAUGCUAAUCUGGAUUUCAACUAUGCAAAUGGUGAAACAAAAACCAUUGAUGUACAGAAGUUGAAAGUAUGGAAGAAGCGAGUUCGUCCACAAACUUUACAGAAUGAUAAUGAGUCACGUAAACUGUGGCAACAUGUGACUAAAGCUUUAAGCUUAGGUGAUGUUGAAACAGCUACAGAACAUAAACAUUUACUUGAAGACAAACAACGAGAAGGGGAAAGACAUAGAAAAGAAGCAAAUACGGAAUUUCCUACAAAGCUUUUUCAGAAAGUAGAAGACACAUGGGUUUACAAACAACCAUUAACACCAAUUCUACAGAAUUCAAGUUAA